Molecule: messenger RNA, 1346 nt
Organism: Rhea pennata
Lineage: Eukaryota; Metazoa; Chordata; Aves; Rheiformes; Rheidae
Gene: RSPH9
Product: radial spoke head component 9
Exons: 5
Coding region: 24-776 (250 amino acids)
Biological process (GO): motile cilium assembly; cilium movement involved in cell motility; axoneme assembly
Cellular component (GO): axoneme; radial spoke
Source: RefSeq, a predicted model, not a curated record
CGGCGUCGCCGCCCGCCGCCGCCAUGGACGCGGCGUCGCUGCCCGUCGCCCUGGACCUGGUGGCUAGCGGCGGCGCGGGGCUGAGCCCGGAGAAGCGGGCGGCGCUGGGGGCCUCGCUGCCGCUCCUGCAGCGCGACUACCGCUUCGAGCGGGUCUGGUUCUGGGGCCGCAUCCAGGGCCUCCGCGGCGCCUAUUACAUCGCCGAGGGGCUGGGCCGCGACUGCGCCGCGCCCCGCAGCCGCCUCUACAGCUUGAACUGCGUGGAGUGGAGCCUCCUGCCGCCGGCGAGCAAGGAAAUCCUUGCACAGGCUGAGACGCUGAAGGGCCGUUUCCAGGGGGAUCCCUCCUUUGAGUAUGAGCUCACUGAGAUAAAGGCAGAAGAUGCCGAAAAAUUAACUGAAGACGGGCAGGAGCCAGUGAUCAAGGAGGAGACCCGCCUUGUAGCUACAGUAGAACAGAUAGAUAAAGCAGUUGGUAUCAUCCCCCGGGGUUCAUUUGUGAAGACUCCCCUAGGAUCUGUGCAUGAAAACAGAAGCUUUGAAGGUCUUUCUUUGACGGAGGCAAAAAAAUUAAGUUCCUAUUUUCAUUUGGCUGAGCCUGUUAACCUGAAGAAUAAAACAUUGCUGGAAAAGGCUGACCUGGACCCUUCUACAGACUUUCUGGACUCUCUGGAGCAUGAUAUCCCAAGAGUACCUGCAUCAGGGAAACCAAUCUUCCUUGGGGCAGGAAAGUGCCUUCUUCCUCUUUCCUCUACUAAUGCUAUGAGUUUAUUUUGAGAACAAGUUUUUAAUGUGUAUCUGUUUGCCCAGGACUGCCAUAUAGCUUGGACAGCCUAUUAGCUAGACCAAGCAGAUUGUAGAGCUUGUCAGAGUAACUGUUGCCUACUCUCAAGAGUAGCCAAGAAUAGCUGUUCUUACUCCUAGGGAUAAAGUAUCCAAGUCUGGAGCUUCAAGGGUCUGUCCCUUCCUGUGAUGCAUACCACAUUACCAUCAUAGCUGUGGGAAUACGCUGCUGAGUGGAGUAGAAAUAAACAUCUAGAAAUAAGAGGGCAGCCUAUAAUGCUGAAGUGGCAAAAGAGAAAGGACAUCAAAAUUCCUGGUCUCUUUGACUUGACUCUUUUCCGCUGUCAGAAGCUCCACUGUACUGAUGCAGCCUUGCACAUUAUUAACUAGUCAGGCAGAACCUACCACAAUCCUUGCUCCCGGAAUGCUGCUUCUCUCUCUUUUUCAUUGACUUAUUAGCACCUUCUCAUACAGGCUCCUGGACUGUCCAGCUAGAGAAGGGAGGCGUCGUGGUGGUGUUGAGGAGCCUGCUGUGGCUGGGAUUGUCAUUCUACCAUGUCCCAA